Messenger RNA from Dermacentor andersoni, 1234 nucleotides. The record is from RefSeq and is a predicted model, not a curated record. Lineage: Eukaryota; Metazoa; Arthropoda; Arachnida; Ixodida; Ixodidae.
GUGCUUCUGCACGAGGAAGGAGGGAAGAGGAAGAAGUGCCUCCAGCGCGAGCGGUGCGUGUCGGCUAGGGCAAGGGUCGCGCUGGGCAGCCGCUGUUCCGACUUGAGUGAGGCGUAAGGACCGCAACAGCACGUCCGCUGCCCAGCCGACAUGGCGGCGCAGGAAGUGACAAAGACACCAGAACCGGCCGCUCCCACGCCCGAGCCGCCGAAGCCGGCCGCCCCUUCGGACGACGACUGGGUGUUCAAGCCGCCGGCACUCUGGAAGGGCCACGAUGUGACCGAUUUGCCGAAAAAGGUGCGGCACUUCGUUGAGGAGCAACGCCGCUUGUGCCAGCCAGCAAGCGUGUACGUCUGCGACGGCAGUAUCCAGGAGAAUGAGGUCAUCAUAGCCUUCAUGGUCAAGCUCGGCCUCACCGUGCCACUGAAGAAGCAGGCUAACUGCUACCUGGUCCGGACGGAUCCCCGAGACGUGGCACGCGUCGAAGGGCGCACGUGCAUCGCCACAGCGCGCCAGGAGGAGACCUCGCCGAUACCAGCACCUGGUGUCAAGGGCAUCCUCGCAAACUGGAUCGCCCCCGAGGAGCUGCGCAAAAUUCUUUCCGAGUGCAUGCCCGGAUGCAUGAAAGGACGCACCAUGUUCGUGAUUCCGUUCAGCAUGUGCCCUGUGGAGUCGCCGCUGUCGCGACUAGGCAUCCAGGUGACGGACUCGCCGUACGUGGUGGCCAGCAUGCGCAUCAUGACCCGCAUGGGCGCCAAGGCACUAGCUGCCACCAAGGACAAAGAGUUCGUCAAGUGCGUCCACAGCGUAGGCCGACCGCUGCCUCUCAAAGAGCCCUUGGUCAACAACUGGCCUUGCAAUCCCGACAAGACCAUCAUAUCGCAUAUACCGCACGACAAUGAAAUUGUUUCUUUCGGGAGCGGCUACGGUGGAAACUCUCUGCUCGCGAAAAAAUGCUUCGCCCUGCGCAUCGGCUGCAAUCUGGGGAGACGCGAAGGCUGGCUCGCCGAACACAUGCUGAUCCUUGGCCUAACGACUCCUUCUGGCAACAAGUCAUACGUCGUGGGCGCGUUUCCGAGCGCUUGCGGCAAAACCAACCUGGCCAUGAUAACACCGACGCUGCCGGGUUACCGCGCCGAGUGCGUCGGCGACGACAUCGCCUGGCUCUACUUUGACGAGAACGGCGUCAUGCGCGCAGUGAACCCUGAAAACGGCUUCUUCGGUGUCUGCCCGG